AUGUGGUUCCUCCUUCGUGUCCCGGGGCUCCUAGCUUUCCUGACCUUGCUCCACGCUGCAGAGUCUGCUACGUGUGCACCGUCUACCAGCACUGCUGCCAUCUCUGAUACUGUGAGUCAGGUCAAGGACCAAGUCAGCAAGGCCUUUCUGGAAUCUCGGACCAGGCUGAAGACUGCCAUGAGCUCUGAGGCACCCGACCCCCGACAGCUCUCAGAGUACUUCAAGCAUGCCAGGGGCCGGACGCGCACAGCCAUCCGCAACGGGCAGGUGUGGGAGGACUCCUUAAAGAGACUGAGGCAGAAAAUGACCUUGACCAAUGCUACAGACCCCAACCUGGACUUGACUGCACUCUCUAGGGAGGUGGGCUGUGGUGCCCAUGAUCCUGUGACGAGUUGCGACAACAGCUCUUACCGCAGCAUUACGGGAGAGUGUAAUAACAGGAGGAACCCUGAGCUGGGUGCCGCCAACAGGGCACUGGCGCGCUGGCUGCCAGCCGAGUACGAGGAUGGGCUCUCCCUGCCUUUCGGGUGGACGCCGGGAAAGACGCGGAAUGGCUUCCCGGUCCCGCUGGCCCGUGAGGUAUCCAACCAAAUUGCAAGCUAUCUGAAUGAGGAGGGUGUUCUGGACCCAAAGAGAUCCCUGCUGUUCAUGCAGUGGGGUCAAAUUGUGGACCAUGACCUGGAUUUUGCCCCUGACACUGAGUUGGGGAGCAGCAAGUACUCCAAAGAGCAAUGUGAUAAGUACUGCAUCCAAGGAGGCAACUGCUUCCCCAUCAUGUUCCCACGCAACGACUAUAAGGUGAGGACUCAAGGGAAGUGCAUGACUUUCUUCCGAGCUGGGUUCGUCUGCCCCGCUCCGCCCUUCCAGACCCUGGCCCGAGAGCAGAUCAACGCUCUGACCUCCUUCCUGGAUGCCAGCUUUGUGUAUGGCCCUGAGCCCGGCCUGGCCAGCCGUCUCCGCAACCUCAGCAGCCCCCUGGGCCUCCUGGCUGUCAACCAGGAGGUCUGGGACCAUGGGCUGGCCUACUUGCCCUUUGACAACAAGAAGCCAAGCCCCUGUGAGUUCAUCAACACCACUGCCCAUGUGCCCUGCUUCUUGACAGGAGAUGGCCGAUCCUCAGAGCAGACCCUGCUGGCUGCUUCCCAUACCCUCUUUCUCCGAGAGCACAACCGGCUGGCCAGGGAAUUGAAGAGGCUCAACCCUCAGUGGGAUGGAGAGAAGCUCUACCAGGAAGCCCGGAAAAUCCUGGGAGCCUUCGUGCAGAUUAUCACCUUUAGGGACUACCUACCCAUUGUGCUAGGUGUCGAGAUGGAGAAGUGGGUCCCUCCAUACCAAGGCUAUGACAACUCUGUGGAUCCCCGAAUUUCCAAUGUCUUCACCUUCGCCUUCCGCUUUGGCCACUUGGAGGUCCCCCACACUGUGUCCCGCCUGGAUGAGAACUAUCAGCCAUGGGGUCCAGAACCGGACCUCCCCCUGCACACCCUCUUCUUCAACACCUGGAGGAUAGUCAAAGAUGGUGGAAUUGACCCUCUGGUGCGGGGCCUGCUGGCCAAUAACUCCAAGCUGAUGAAGCAGAACAAAAUGAUGACUGGGGAGCUGCGCAACAAGCUGUUCCAGCCCACUCAGAAGAUCCACGGCUUUGACCUGGCUGCCAUUAACAUACAGCGCUGCCGGGACCACGGGAUGCCUGGGUAUAACUCCUGGAGAGGUUUCUGCAACCUCUCGCAGCCCCAUACCCUGGCGAAGCUGGGCACUGUGCUCAAGAACAAGAUGCUGGCUAAGAAGUUCCUGGAUCUCUAUGGAACCCCUAGCAACAUUGACGUCUGGAUUGGGGCCGUCGCUGAGCCGCCGGUAGAAGGGGGCCGGGUGGGGUCUCUCCUGGCCUGCCUCAUUGGGAAGCAGUUCCAGCAGGUUCGAGACGGAGACAGGUUCUGGUGGGAGAACCCUGGAGUCUUCACUGAGAAGCAGCGGGACUCCCUACAGAAAAUGUCCUUCUCACGCCUUGUCUGUGACAACACCCACAUCACCAAGGUCCCACUGAACCCAUUCAAAACCAACAGCUACCCCCACGACUUCGUGGACUGCUCAACCAUUGAGAAGCUGGACCUCUCACCCUGGGCCUCGGUGGGGAAUUAG
Molecule: messenger RNA, 2136 nt
Organism: Artibeus jamaicensis (Jamaican fruit-eating bat)
Lineage: Eukaryota; Metazoa; Chordata; Mammalia; Chiroptera; Phyllostomidae
Gene: LPO
Product: lactoperoxidase
Exons: 12
Coding region: 1-2136 (711 amino acids)
Biological process (GO): response to oxidative stress
Molecular function (GO): thiocyanate peroxidase activity; heme binding
Source: RefSeq, a predicted model, not a curated record